Meloidogyne enterolobii is the source of this 372-nucleotide messenger RNA. NCBI's taxonomy places the organism in Eukaryota, Metazoa, Nematoda, Chromadorea, Rhabditida, Meloidogynidae. The record is from the annotation of a GenBank genome assembly.
AUGAUUAUUGUCCGUUGCUGGUUAGAACACUUAUUUAAUUGUGCUUUUGAAUGUGCUUAUUUUGAUAAAGGAGUAUUUAAUCCAGAAAUGAUUAAUAUUUUAUUUGAAAACAACAAAACAAUUCCCCUCAAAUUUAACAUUGAAGAAGCUUGUUUUUGGGCUAACGACGACACUUUUCAUUUGGAAUUUUAUUUUGAGCAUUUAUCAAUUUCCAAAUCUUUUAGCAUCAAUUUAGAUAGUGUUGAUAUUACAGAAGAAGAUUUGGAGAUUUUAUUUUUUAUGUCAGUGAAUGAAGGGGAUAAAUUCCCCCAAAUUUAUUUUUGUAAUUCAAAGUUAAUUACGGUUUAUGAUUUUAUACUUGAUGUAAGUUAA